GCCGCCCCUCACCCCUUCCAGCGGCCGGCGCGCUCGGCCGGGCAGGAUAAGGUUACGCCGAGGCUUCCUUGGACCGCGGGGAGGGAGGCGGGUCCGAGCCCGCGCCCCGGCCCGCGGGGGAGUUCCCACCGUGGGCGGCUCGGGCCCGCGGGGUCACAUCCUCGCUGCCGGCCGGGCGCGGCGUGCGGGCCGCCGAGCUUAGCCCCGGGCCCGGCCCCCCUGCCAUGGCGCGGGAGAGGCCGCCCGGGAGGGGCUGCGGCGUCCUGCGCCGGUGUGUGGUCGGCGCCGCGCUGCUGCUCGGCCUGCGACUGUGCGGGCGCCGAGCGCCUCCGGAGGGCGGCGGCAGCGGGACGCCGGAGCCGGGCUGCUGCGCCCCGCGCGGGCGUCCCCGCCGGAAGCGUCCCCGGUGGCAUAUAGAUCUCCAGCCGUGGGCAGGACCUGCUCAGUCCCUGGACGAGGAAGCCUUGAGGUUUCUGAGAUACAUCAGCACCACUCAGAUUGCAUGCAAUCACAUGAGCACAGACAGCCUAGCUACUGACUCCAGCCCUGCAAAGAAGCCUUGGUCAGUCUGUCUUGAUGACAGGUUUGGCUUAGCUCAUCAAAUCCGCAGCAAGCGAUGCCGCCUCUACUCUUUAGGGCUGGGGAAUGAUGAUACCCAAUUUGAGGUUAGCAUGGCCAACAAUGGAUGUGAAGUACAUCGUUUUGAUCCUAGUGUUAAAUCAGCUCAUAUUCUGGAGAGUCCGCGCCUUUGGUAUCACCGCUUGUCCAUUGACUGGCGGGACCCCCAUCCAGCUGUUGCUGCCCCCAAACUGCACAGCAACACCAGGAAACUGGGAACCAUUUUGAAUGAAUUUGGGCAUCACAAGAUUGAUGUUCUCAAAGCAGAUCUGGAAAGCGCAGAAUGGAAAGUUUUAGAAAAUCUUAUUCUGGAAGAUGUCCUUGAACAAAUUGGACAGCUCACCUUUGAGGUUCAUCUCCACUGGCCCGGGUUUGAGGUCAGUGGCCGGGACAGCAGUGUCGUGAGGUUCUGGUACAGCCUCCUCAAAGAGUUAGAACUAAAGGGUUUCAGGCUUUUUCAUAGUUACAAAGAUUUAUCUAAACCUCAGCUGUUCCUGAAGAAAGAUAUUUUCAAUGCAAGUAGCUGUUAUACUCUGAGUUGGGUGAAUACAAGAUGGAAAUAGGAUGAAAGACCUCAUCAAGAACUCAAGGAAAUAAUUACAGCGUGAGGCGUGUCCAGCAGUCUAAUUAUCGGUGUCCUUGUCCAGUCUCCACUAGCCUGUUACCUGCUUGAGGCGGGGGUUGUGUUAUUGCCUCUGUAGUGCAUGUAGCUUGGCACCUGCCACGUGCUAGGGGCACAGUUAACACUCGGGGAAGGGAUGGACACAGAGGGCCAUGGGAGUCAACCUCCAUCUGCCCAGAUGCUAGGCCUUUCACCUGUUUGCCUCUGACAGAGUGGGGACGCUUGUCCUCCUUCUUUUUAACAUGGAAGAUAAUCCCCCACAUGUCUGUUUUCCCUAAAAUUCGUUUUGUGUCUGAAGUCCAUGAAUUCAGCAACAUGAAGAAGAAAUUACAUAAAUUUUCCAUUCUUACUGCAUUCCUGAGAUUAAGUUUGUAGCUUACUGUUCAAAACAGAGCCUUUCCUUUGACUUUCACUCAAAGGUUUUUUUCUGUUCACCUUGGUCAAUAACAUUGUUUACAACCUUGUAGAUUUCAAUCAUUCCUACUUGCCUUUUGCCGAGGGCUCUGCUGUGGGGUUGUAAGAGCCACUGAUGCUGGUUUCUGGGAACUCAGGCACACCAAAUUCUGUCUUUGAGUUUCAAAGACUAGAACAUCAAGAACUUCAACUCAGGAUUCCUUCAGACUCAGCCUUAAAUCCCCUUCUGUUCCUAUGAAACUAAGCACAAAGCAGAAUUUGCGUGUCUUUACUGUUGCCUUUUCUGACUUCAGACCUGAUUUCUCAACCACCGACUUGCCUACGCUGUCAAAUAUUUUUUUUUUUGUUUUAAUACAUGAUCUGAAAGAUUAAGGGAGUUUUUCGUAACUGCCAGUUGGCAUUCAUUACAAGACUGUGGCCUGAGAGCCAAAAUCUGUAUCUUCCCUGGGAUGGUUAUGCAGUAUUUCAGUAGUGCCAAUCUUUUUUACAUUUUUAAAUAUUAAACAGAAAAGUGUAGGUUCUCAGUAGUUCAAAUGAUCUCUAUCAUUUUUAUUUAUAGGAUUAGACAUUUAUCCCUACGAAUGAUUUUCAAAAAUUCUACUUCAAAUAAGUUAAAUGGUAUAAAAUAAAGCAAAUUAUUACCUUAUUAUAAGUUAA
This is a messenger RNA of Herpailurus yagouaroundi (jaguarundi), 2311 nucleotides long. It is a transcript of the gene METTL24, whose product is annotated as methyltransferase like 24. The transcript has 6 exons. The coding region runs from base 225 to 1181 and encodes 318 amino acids. The record is from RefSeq and is a predicted model, not a curated record. NCBI's taxonomy places the organism in Eukaryota, Metazoa, Chordata, Mammalia, Carnivora, Felidae.